AUGUUGGUACGAAUGCGCCGACGUUUCGUACUUUUAUCUUUCUGUGUUGCUUCUUUCUUCAUAUUUGCGCUUUUGAAACAAAGUCCUUGGGCACAGGGCCAAGUCUACGAGAGACUGCCGUUGUUCAAACUAAGAGAUGAAUCGAGAACGUCGCCAGACCAGGCCGUCUUAGUGUCGACGGAGAGCGGGACGACGGGUACGAAUGAAAACGAGAAGAAGCCUAGUCACAAAGACGACUUCGAGGAUGCGUGGCAGCAUGCUGUACCUGUUCCGCUACCGAAAGCGAAACCAAGUACGCCACAUGCGAAGCUACCACAGCCAGCUGUAACUACGAAGCCUGAGAAGGCAGGAAGCAGCAAGCUGCCGCCUCCGCCGUGGGUGACGGCGCCUUCGAGAACAGCAGAGUUUAUCCCUCCUACUGCACAGCCGACAAAUCUAAAGGAGUAUAUGUUGUCGAUGCUCAAGUGGGAUCGUCCAACCUGGGAGGGACAUUGGCCUCCGUUUUCGGAUUACAUUAACAAAGGUUAUGAUCCGAACCGGUGGGAGCAGUUUCCCAUGGACGAGCGCAUGUACGAGUCGACGCACAAGAAGCUAAACAGAUCGAUUGCUUCGGAUCCAGUCGCAUACAAGCCGUUCCCCGAGUAUAACUCCCCUGCUUGGAAGAAGAAGUGGAAAGGCGAGUAUCAGGCCUGCCUGGGACCGCGAGGCGUUGCUCUCAAUGAGAGCACAGACGACGAAACACAAGUGUACCUUGGUGUUCCACCCGAUCUCCCACCGGUCUACGCUGGAGGAUAUGAAGUUGUUGGCUUGGAUGAUGAUGUUUGCUUCGAUCGAUACUCACGAUAUGGUCCGUACGGUUUUGGAGAUGAAGAGUUCCCCGAAUUUGUCAAGGAUUGGAAAGCGCCAAAGACCAUCCCAGAAUGGUCUGAGGUGAAAUGGGGCACACUCCAGAACGACUGCCUGGAACGCAAUAGGGGCCGUUACAGACCGGAUACAAAGAGCUCGGUUAGCAAGAUCCCAAGUACAACGCUGCCGGCGCCUGCAGCAGCAGCAUCGGCGUUUUCCAAGUCACCGGACACAAGCGCCAGCAACCUGGAAACCAGAGGAUCAAAUGAGCAAAAGUAUCACCAUCGCACCGCGGUACUGAUUCGAGCCUGGACAGGCUACCACUACGAAGAAAACGACAUCACAGCGAUCCGCGCCAUGAUUUCGGAACUCUCGCUCCAGUCUGGGGGAGAAUACCAAGUCUACCUCUUCGUUCACGUCAAAGAUAAGGAUAUCCCCAUAUUCGAGAAUGAAGCCGUAUACAACCGCAUCCUCAAGGAAAACGUGCCCGAAGAGCUACAAGAUAUUGCCAUACUCUGGUCAGAAUCCAUUUUCCCCAACUGGUAUCCCAAAGUAGGUGACUGGCAGGUCUACUGGCAACAAUUCAUGUGUCUGCAAUGGUUCAGUCUGACGCACCCCGAAUUCGAUUACAUCUGGAACUGGGAAACGGACGCCCGCUACACAGGCCACCACUACCACUUCUUCGAGAAGAUCAGCGAAUUCGCAGACAAACAGCCGCGAAAACUCCUCUGGGAACGCAACAAGCGCUACUACCUCCCCAGCAUCCAUGGCGAUUACCAAUCCUUCGUCGAAAACACGCACAAAGACGUCCUCAACGCCUCUGCAAAUUCCCAGAUCCCCCCUCCCGUCUGGGGCCCCCGCCCCUGGGCCCAAGCCGAGCCACCACAAAAGCCCAUCGGUCCCACCCCCCCAACCUCUUUCGAAGAAGACAACUUUGAAUGGGGCCGCAACGAGCCCGCCGACUUCAUAACGCUGCUGCCCAUGUGGGACCCGCGCAACACCUCAUGGUCCUACAAGGACAAGAUCUGGAACUAUCUGCCCAACAUACGGCCCAUUUUCACGCCCGAGGACGGCCAUGCCGAUUGGUUCACGCACCCUGAAUUCGCAAAGAUGGACCGCCGCGUCUUCAUCAACACCGUCGUCCGACUGAGCAAGCGCAUGCUGCAGGCUAUGCACGAGGAGAAUCUCGUCGGCCGCAGCAUGCAAGCGGAAAUGUGGCCGUCGACGGUAGCGCUGCAGCAUGGGCUCAAGGCUGUGUAUGCACCGCACCCCAUUUUCACCGAUCGUCACUGGCCGGCCGGAUACACCGAGGGCAUCUUCGAUACCGCGUACACGGUCGACGAGAGGACGGGCACAGCGUUGGAGCCCCGACAGGGAGCUUGGACCGAGCAGGCCGAUAGUCCGUACAAUCACGACCGAGAGUACAACUUCCAGGGCUGGAGUUGGUACUAUGCCAGUCGGUUCCCGAGACAGUUGUAUCGGCGGUGGUUGGGCUGGCCGAUUAUCAAACAAAAGUGGGGAGAGAGCGAGAAGCUGGAUUCGGGGAAUGAUGGAGAUAGGGAGGAGAGGAGGAUGUGUUUGCCAGGUAUGUUGCUGCAUCCAGUGAAGAGGAUGGGUAAGGAGACGGUUAAGCCGUAG
This is a messenger RNA of Plenodomus lingam JN3, 2484 nucleotides long. RefSeq lists its product as uncharacterized. The record is from RefSeq and is a predicted model, not a curated record. Lineage: Eukaryota; Fungi; Ascomycota; Dothideomycetes; Pleosporales; Leptosphaeriaceae.